Messenger RNA from Fusarium poae, 909 nucleotides. RefSeq lists its product as uncharacterized. The record is from RefSeq and is a predicted model, not a curated record. Lineage: Eukaryota; Fungi; Ascomycota; Sordariomycetes; Hypocreales; Nectriaceae. The coding region runs from base 1 to 909 and encodes 302 amino acids. The transcript has a single exon.
AUGUCUCUUCUCAAAACCACAACCCAAGAUCCGACCGCGGUCUUCUCCCUCACCACCAAGCUUUUAUCGCCUCUCUCAUUCACGCAAUGCCUCUCCCUAGGAGGAGCCGAAUCACUUAUCGAGGCUCUCAAGUCGCCUCUCGCAGGCGCGAAUCUCCUCGCUCUCAACAUCCUCCAGAAAGCCACCAGCAAUCCCAGAGAAGUCGAUGCUCUAGCUGCUCAACCUGAAGUUGUCGAAGAACUACUUCGCACAUGGUUGAGCUCUCCAGAUGCGGAUGUUGGAGGGCGCUCUACGAGGGUCUUGGGCAGUCUUCUCGAGACAGAUUGCGAUGUUAUGCCUGAGACCCAGCCAGCUACGACGAACGGUGUCAACGGUACCAGCUCUUCGGAAACGGAGCUCGUGAAGAGACAUAUCCCUGGGCACGCAAGUCUUUGGCGCUUGAUUAUCUGGGAUCGUCAUUAUCUUGAGAUCAUCGUCGCCCUCUGCCGUCCCGUAACCAUUGACCGACAGGCAACUUUUGCCCAAGAUCGUCUGUUGAGAAUCAUCCCUCGCCUUACCGCUCUCCAUCCUCGCGCCAUGGCCAUAUCCCCAUUUGCGGAUCUAUUCCCUCUACCCGAUCACGCUGAUGCAUCUAUCGGUCAUGGGCUGCUACAGUGGGCAGCGCUGACCAUGGUCGAUACCAGUGACAUUCUCAUGCACCAGACUCUUAUUGUAUUCUUCGAGUCGUUUGUGAGUAUCAUGCGGAUUGCAGGCGACUCAGCCGACAAAGACGCCAUUGUACGCAAUGUGGUGAAGACUGCUAUUUCACGAGAUCAGGAACUGAAGCAAUCUUUGGAGACACUUCCCAACCGGACAGUGCAGGAAGAAGCGGAACCCUUGGCCAAGUACAUCAGCCGAAUACUACAAUAA